Penicillium robsamsonii is the source of this 1359-nucleotide messenger RNA. RefSeq lists its product as uncharacterized. NCBI's taxonomy places the organism in Eukaryota, Fungi, Ascomycota, Eurotiomycetes, Eurotiales, Aspergillaceae. Bases 1 to 1359 code for a protein of 452 amino acids. The transcript is spliced from 2 exons. The record is from RefSeq and is a predicted model, not a curated record.
AUGGCUGAUUCGCCCACCUCAAACACCCGUCGUGUCCGCACCUUCGAGAAUCAACGACGGAACUCGACCCUCUCGGACUCGCUCUCAGAGGCCCGCAACUCGAUCCGCUCCUCGACCGACGACUUGUUUCUACCGCGUGUAGCAAAAGGCCAUGCCGAACUCUCCACCGAAGAAUCGAAUUGGCAUUCGGCACCGCUCGGGCUAGCCCUGCUGCCUGCAAUUGCCGGCGUUUUUUUCCAUGAAGGCAGUUCCGUCGUCACCGACGUCACAUUACUAGUCUUGGCUGCGAUAUUUCUCAACUGGUCUGUCCGGUUACCUUGGGACUGGUACCGCUCAGCCCAGACCACCCGACGUGAAGAAAGUGGAUUCCCAGCGCCCGACGAUCCCCCAUACGAGCUUGACCAAGAACCCCAACCCAAACAAAAAGAAGCAGAAACAGCCCGCUCCGAGCUCCAAAUCCACGAACUCGCAGCCCUAGCCGCCUGCUUCAUAUUCCCUGUAAUCGGCACCUGGCUCCUCCACGCCAUCCGCUCAAGCCUCUCCCGACCCUCCGAGGGCCUAGUAUCAAACUACAACCUAACAAUCUUCCUCCUAGCCUCUGAAGUCCGCCCAGUCGCCCACCUCCUAAGACUAGUCCAACAACGCACUCUCCACCUCCAACGCAUCAUAAGCGCCUCAACAGACCCAGUCAUAAACCGAACAACCCUCAACGACCUAACAAAGCGCCUCGAAGAGCUCGAAGCCCACGUCGCAGAGACAGCAACCGCCCGUCUCGCGACCCAAACCAACCUCCCCCCAAAAGAACAAGAUCAACUCGAGUCUUCCUCCGUAGUCGCACACGCAGCUAUCGAAACCCGCAAAUCAAUCCAACCCGAUAUCGAAGCCCUUAAUCGUGCCGUUAGACGCUACGAGAAACGCUCCGCCCUCUUCACUCUACAGACCGAUCAGCGCUUCGCGCGCCUCGAGACCAAGGCCGCUGAUGCGCUUGCGCUGGCUGCUGCCGCGCAGCGAUCGGCUGAGUCGCGUCGGUCGAAUUAUGUGUUCAUCCUGCUAGAUUGGGCUUGCGCGUGCGUCGUGGUCCCGGUUCAGAUUGCGCUAUCGGUUGGUGGUUUGCCUGGGCGUGCGGUCUCGGGGUGUUGGGAUGCUGCGAGGCGUAUGUUGAUGGGGCGGAAGGUUAGGCUGCAGCCGCAGUCACAGCGGAGGUCGAGGUCUAAGUCUGGGUUGAAGGGGAAGUCUGGGACUGGGGCUGGGGCUGGGGCUGGAGGUGAUGGGAUGGGAUUGUCGGGUGUAUAUCGGCAGGGUGGUGGGCUGGCGCCACCGCAGCGGCGGUCUGGGGUGAGGAAUGGGGAUGGGCUAUAA